This is a messenger RNA of Rosa chinensis, 2688 nucleotides long. RefSeq names its product receptor-like protein EIX2. The coding region runs from base 1 to 2688 and encodes 895 amino acids. NCBI's taxonomy places the organism in Eukaryota, Viridiplantae, Streptophyta, Magnoliopsida, Rosales, Rosaceae. Gene Ontology annotation, molecular function: protein binding. The record is from RefSeq and is a predicted model, not a curated record. The transcript has 2 exons.
AUGAGUGGUGGGUCUAUGCAUUCUGUUUUGGUUGGGCUUGUGUGCCUGGCCAUUGCCUCUGCUAUUUCUUGUUCUAGUGUUGGAAGCUCCAACAACAUCAUGUGCUUGGAGAGUGAAAGGCAUGCUCUUCUCCAGUUCAAGCAAGGCCUUGUGGAUAAGUCCAACGCUCUUGCCUCUUGGAAAAGUGAGAAAGAUUGCUGCAAGUGGAGAGGAAUAGCCUGCAACAACCAAACAGGUCAUGUCACCAGUCUUGAUUUCUCCUUUAGUUAUGAUCCAUAUCUCAAUUCUAUUGAAGUUCCUUUUAGAGGUGAAAUUAGUCAUUCACUACUUGAAUUGCCAUAUCUAAAUUACUUGGAUCUCAGUUAUAAUGAUUUUGAAGGAACUAUGAUUCCCAAGUUCAUUGGCUCUUUGAGUCAAUUGAAAGAACUCAAACUUGCAGGUGCUAAUUUCAGGGGACCUGUUCCUCCCCAACUUGGAAACCUCUCUAAUUUGCACACUCUUGAUCUUUACGGUAACCAAGUUGUUAGUUCUGAAAAUCUUGAGUGGUUAUCUCAUCUUUCUUCCUUGAGAUACCUGAACAUGUCACAGCUGAAUUUGUCUGAGGCUGUGAAUUGGCCAGAAUCUUUGAGCAAGCUCACUUUACUGACAGAGCUCGAGUUAUUCAUGUGUGACCUUCCUGAUGUCAAUCUAAGAUCACUUUCCUUUAUUAAUUCUUCCACCUCUCUUCAACUCCUUGACCUCUGUUAUAACUCUCUUAAUUCUUCAAUAUUUUAUUGGAUAGCCAAUGUCAGCAGCAAAUUUAUCCAUAUUGGAUUGCAAGGAGAUCAGUUACAAGGUCCCAUCCCAGAUGUCUUCAAAAGCAUGCUUUCUCUAGCAUCACUAGAUCUCUCUUUCAAUCAACUUGAAGGUGGGAUACCAAAAAGCUUUCAAAACUUAUGCAGCUUAGAGUCGUUGACCUUACGGUCAAACCAAUUGUCUGAAAACAUUGAGGACUCUAUUAAAAACUUGUCUUGUGCUAAGAACACACUUGAGACAUUGGACUUGAUAGGGAACCUGUUUUGGGGGUCGUUGCCAGAUUUGGCACGUUUUUCAAUGUUAAGAGAGUUAAAUCUUGCCGCCAAUCAACUAAAUGGGUCUCUACCCGAGAGUGUUGGGCAACUUUCUAGCCUUGAAGUUUUAUCUCUCGUCCAGAAUUCUCUGAGUGGUGUCAUAACAGAAGCCCACUUUUUGAAGCUCUCUCGUUUACAGUGGGUGGGCCCAGCUUUUCCCAAAUGGAUUCUAACGCAGACAAAUCUUGCUUUUCUUUAUCUGUCUAAUGCUGGAAUAUUUGGACCAUUACCUGAUAAGUGUUGGGAUCUAUUUUCUGGCAUAUCUGAAUUAGAUCUCUCUAUGAACCAAAUACAUGGGAAACUGCCGAAUCUGUCAACAAGAAGCUUGGUUGUUGUCAACUUGUCUUCUAAUCUACUUUCUGGCACAUUGCCAUCAUUUUCUCCGAGGCUCAACGGGUUGUACCUCUCGAAUAACAUGAUUUCAGGACCACUGUCUUCCUUAUGUGCAACGCAGAUUCCACAUUUGGAGUAUGUUGACAUUUCUGAGAACCUACUGUCAGGAGAGCUUCCUAACUGUUGGAUGCAAUUUAAAUUAUUAAGAGUAUUGAAUUUGGGCAGGAAUAAAUUGACUGGAAAAAUACCAAGCAUGUUGGGAAAUUUAAAGGUAAUUAGGAUAUUAAAUUUACAUGGUAACAAGUUUUCAGGAGAAUUGCCUUCUUUUGAAAAUUGUACGGAAUUAGCAGUUGUUGACCUUGGGGACAAUAACUUUUCCGGCAAGAUACCAACAUGGAUAGGCCCAAGCCUAAUAAACUUGGUGAUUCUACGCUUACGUGCCAAUGAGUUCAAUGGAAUCAUACCCUUAACUCUGUGCAGACUAGCCAUCAUUCAUUUUUUGGACCUCUCUCACAACAAUAUUUCAGGAGGCUUGCCACAUUGCUUGAAUAAUAUAUCAGUUUUGGCUGAUGAUUCUGUCGGAGUUAAUGGUUUAUCUGUGGAACUUGUGUGGAAAGGAAUAGAAAUUGAGUUCGGGGAAAAUCUUGUGGGUAUGAGAGGCAUUGACAUUUCAAGCAAUUAUUUGGUUGGAGAAAUUCCGGAAAGUAUAACGCGUCUGACAAACUUGAUUUCUUUGAACCUGUCAAGAAACAAUUUGACCGGAAAGCUUCCUGAAAACUUUGGUAACAUGCAGAAGUUAGAAUCUCUUGAUUUGUCAAGAAACCAGAUAUCUGGUCAUAUUCCUACCAGUUUUUCGAGUUUGCAUUUUCUUGGAGUCUUGGACUUAUCAAACAACCAGUUGUCCGGAAGAAUUCCACUAAGCACCCAACUUCAGACUUUCAAUGCUUCUAAAUAUAUGGGAAAUCCUGGACUCUGCGGACCACCACUCUCACCAAAUUGCCCUGGAGAUGAAGCAACUGAAGAUGAUCAUGACAAGGAACACGAUAAUGAUGGUCUCAUAAGCUUGAAGUUCUUCAUCAGUACAGUGUUGGGAUUCAUCACUGGGUUUUGGAUAGUCUGCGGCAGUUUAUUGCUUAAGAGUUCUUGGAGAUAUGCUUUUUUGAAAUUCCUGGACAAUGCAAAAGAUUGGAUUUAUGUCAGAGCUGUUGUCUACAAAGCAAAACUGCAGAGGAGGCUUCAAAGAUAA